Molecule: messenger RNA, 1035 nt
Organism: Papaver somniferum (opium poppy)
Lineage: Eukaryota; Viridiplantae; Streptophyta; Magnoliopsida; Ranunculales; Papaveraceae
Product: serpin-Z2A-like
Exons: 4
Coding region: 1-1035 (344 amino acids)
Molecular function (GO): serine-type endopeptidase inhibitor activity
Source: RefSeq, a predicted model, not a curated record
AUGGAAAAUCAGGACGUAGAAAGAGAAGAAGGUGAUGUUGGUGUUGAUGGAGGAAACAGAGGUACUGUUGGUGGCAGAUCUGGACAUAGCGGCUGGUUUGAUGGUGGCGAAGCUACUGUUGGCAUGGAUCAGAAACUAAGAGAAACUGUGAAAGAAUCAAAGGCAAACUUACCAGAAACUAAUAACAAAAGCACAACCAAUUCAUUUAUGAAACUAGUUAAAGAUAUCUGGUUAAAAGAGUCGAAGAACAAGAAUUUUGCAUUCUCUCCAUUCUCGUUUGAAGCUGCUUUAGGUUUACUAGCUUCUGGAGCAAGUGGCGAAACCUUAAAACAGAUAUUAGGCGUCCUAAACUGUGAAAGCCUCGACCAUCUGAAUUCUAUUAAUUCUCAUCUCAUCGAGUACAUGUCGGGCAAAACACAAACCAGACCUAAACUGGCUUUCGUUGGCGGUGCUUGGAUUGAUAAAUCGUCUCCUAUUAAACCUUCAUUAAAAGAAGUUGCGCAUGCUAUUUACAAAGCGGAAGCCGAGUCUGUGGAUUUCCCGAACAAGAGCAAAGAGGUGUUGAACAAGGUGAACGCAUGGGCUGAAAAGGAAACAAAUGGAUUAAUUCAAUAUCUUAUUCCAGAUGAUGGAUCAGUCAAUGAGCAUACAAAGUUUAUAUUGGUGAAUUAUGGUUCCAACAGGAGAAUUCAAGAUUCCAAGUUCGAAAUUUGUUUUGAUUUCGAAGCAAAAAGAGUUCUAAAGAAAAUUGGACUAGUUUUGCCUUUUGAUGAAUCCAAGGCAGAGCUGACUGAGAUGGUGAACACUAAAAGUAAGCUUCAUGUUGAGAAAGUUUUUCACAAGUUGUUUGUCGCAAUUGACGAAGAAGGAACUGAAGCUACUGGUGUUUUAGGGGGAAUCCAGCAACGCAUACAACAUUCUCAUGCACCUCCUAUCGAUUUUGUGGCAGAUCAUCCUUUCAUGUUCAUUGUAAGAGAUGAGGAAAGUGGUACAGUGAAGUUCUUGGGACAUGUCCUGAAUCCUUCAUUAUACUAG